UAUAGAGAGCGACUGAGAAGCUGGGUUUUUAAAGAGAAGAUAAGGCCUUUUCCUUCUUUUCUCUGUUUUUGCAGUGCCAUUCUUAUGCUUACGCUUAUUUCAAAUUAGAGACGCUUCAGGUUCUUGCUGUCCAUUUUCUCUUUCCUUUUCACAUCAGGUGAUAUGGAAAUGGCCAGCACUUGUUCAAAUGGGAGUAGCCUCACGUGGUUUUUCAGGGAUAAAGGUUUUGAUGAUAAGAGCAUUCAUGAAAUGUUCAGAAAGUGCAAGCGCCUUGAGGGUCUGCAAAGAGAAAGAGCAUCUGAAAAUUGGAGUUAUCUCAAAAGUGUUGGAAUCCAAGAGAGAAAGCUCCCUUGUGUCAUUUCAAAGUGCCCCAAAAUCCUUACACUUGGCCUCAACGAGAAACUCAUUCCAAUGGUUGAGUGUCUUUCUACGCUGGCUACAAGACCACAUGAUGUUGCUUCUGCUAUAACCAAGUUCCCUCACAUACUGUCUCAUAGUCUUGAAGAGAAGCUCUGUCCCCUUUUGGCAUUCUUACAGGCACUAGGAAUUUCUGAAAAGCAACUUGGUAAGAUCAUAUUGCUUAAUCCAAGGCUCAUCAGCUACAGUAUUGAAUCCAAGCUCACAGAGAUUGUGCAAUUUCUUGCUGGUCUCGGCCUUAGUGGAGAUGGAAUGAUUGGUAAAGUGCUUGUGAAGCACCCCUUCAUUAUGGGUUACAGUGUUGACAAAAGGUUGCGGCCUACUUCAGAGUUCCUGAAGUCAGUUGGCCUGACAGAGUUGAAUCUUCAAACAGUAGUCAUGAACUUCCCUGAAGUUCUGUGUAGAGAUGUGAACAAAAUCCUUCAACCCAAUCUUGCUUAUUUAAAGAGAUGUGGAUUUCAGGAUAGACAAAUAGCUGUUAUGGUGACUGGUUAUCCUCCAAUUCUGAUCAAGAGCAUUAGAAAUUCUUUGGAACCUAGGAUCAAGUUCUUGGUCGACAUAAUGGGGAGAACAAUUGAUGAAGCUGCUGCCUACCCCAACUUCUUUCAGCACAGUUUGAAGAAGACACUGGAGUCACGGCACAGACUCUUGAAACAGAAGAAAGUAGAUUGUAGCUUAAAUGAGAUGCUGGAUUGUAAUGAAAAGAAGUUCUUACUGAAAUUUGGUUUGCUUGAAGUUUCUUCCUGAGAUUAGUUUGUUCUUUCAGUCUAGGCAAACUUCCUAUUUCUGUGACUGGAUUUAAUUUGUACAUGAAUUUGCGCAGAUCAAUGAGAACUCGAUUUCCCUGA
Molecule: messenger RNA, 1265 nt
Organism: Ricinus communis (castor bean)
Lineage: Eukaryota; Viridiplantae; Streptophyta; Magnoliopsida; Malpighiales; Euphorbiaceae
Product: transcription termination factor MTERF6, chloroplastic/mitochondrial
Exons: 2
Coding region: 163-1164 (333 amino acids)
Biological process (GO): chloroplast organization; regulation of DNA-templated transcription
Cellular component (GO): chloroplast
Molecular function (GO): double-stranded DNA binding
Source: RefSeq, a predicted model, not a curated record